AUGCAAGCAAUGCAAUCCCAACUAGAUGAGCAAUUUAGUAGACAUAAUGCAGAGAUGGAGGCUCAGCAGGCACAAAUGGAGAAGCAAAUGAGUCAGAUGGAAGCUAAGUUUGAGGCUCAACAAAGACAAUUUGAGGUUUUUCUCGUUCAAAUGCGUGCAAUGGGUAUGCCUAUUCCUGAACUAGCUCGCAAAAACACAAAUCCACUUCCGGUUGAAAAGGUACCUGAUGCAUCUAGUACUCAUAAUAUAAACUCCCAUCGAUCAUCAAUGAGGAGUGAGUCAAGAAGUCCGGCAGUGCGAGACACAGAGUUUCGCGGUCAUUCUAGAGCAUCUUCAUUUGGUCAGAAAGCAAAAUUGCAGCGUGCUAAUAACCGUGCAGCGAAAUUCCCGCCCAAGUGA
Molecule: messenger RNA, 399 nt
Organism: Ilex paraguariensis (yerba mate)
Lineage: Eukaryota; Viridiplantae; Streptophyta; Magnoliopsida; Aquifoliales; Aquifoliaceae
Source: the annotation of a GenBank genome assembly